Serendipita indica DSM 11827 is the source of this 522-nucleotide messenger RNA. Lineage: Eukaryota; Fungi; Basidiomycota; Agaricomycetes; Sebacinales; Serendipitaceae. The record is from the annotation of a GenBank genome assembly.
AUGCGCUUCCAGUCGAUCAUCUUCUCCGUCCUUUCCCUCGGCUUCGUUGGGUCCUCGUUGGCACUCCCAGUCGAUAGUGCUGCUCUUCAGAAGCGAGCGUUCACUCUCAAGACGUACCCAGAGUUCCAGAUCUCUUCUACCCCAGCUGGAAACGCCCAAGCCGAAGCAGCGGCCGUAUUUGUCACUCCAUUCAACGGUGUCGACCUCGCGACCGUGUCGAAGCAGGAUAGGGACAAUGUCGAAGCUAUGCGUCGCCUUGCUGAGCAGGCAGAGACCGAACAGUUUAACCCGGCUAUCAAGGCUGCUUCCGCCAAGGCACUUCAGAAUGGGAAGAUCAAGAACAAGGUCCUCAAGCUUACCGGUAUUGUUCAAGUUAGCAAGAUUGAUCUCGCCAAAGCCAAGGCUGCCGGAAAGGACACGAGCUCUAUCGAGGCCAAACUCGAAGAGGAGCAAACCAAGUUGACGAAGAACAUUGCGACGGACGUUGCGGCCGCUGGCCAAGACUCCGAAGGUGUCGUCUAA